AUGCCCGCAUCCUGCCGGGCCCCUGUGAAAGCCCCGGGGGAGCUGGGGUGCCCGCUGGCAGCACCCCUGGGCAGCCUGCAGGAACACGGGGUCCCUGAGCUCCCCGAGCCCCUGGGCAAGAGCAAAAGCAAGAAGCGGAGGAACAGGACAACCUUCAGCACGUUCCAGCUGGAGGAGCUGGAGAAGGUCUUCCAGAAGACGCAUUACCCCGACGUCUACGCCCGCGAGCAGCUGGCGUUACGGACAGACUUGACCGAAGCCAGGGUGCAGGUCUGGUUCCAGAACCGACGGGCCAAGUGGCGAAAACGAGAACGUUACGGGAAAAUCCAGGAGGUGAGAGAUGCUCUGGCCUCCCCCCACUCCACUUAGGGCUUUCCCCCCCCCUCCCAUCCUUUCUUUCAGCUGCAGAACAACCUGUGGCCGAGCUCUGGCCCGGGAAGCCCUGCGGGGCUCCUGCCCCCCGAGAGCAUCCCGUCCCCCUGCAUGUCUCCGUACCCCCACACUCACAGCAACAUCACCGGCUUCAUGGGCAUCCCUGCUUCUCCCGGCCCCCACCCCGGCAUCAACAGCCUCUACUCCCUGCACAGCCUCCCCCCCGCGGCCCUGGGUGCCCACCCCUUCGAGCCAGCACCCGAAGAUUACAAGUCACCCACCCUGGUGCCGCUGAGGAUGAAGAGCAAAGAGGCGACCAGCAGCCUGCUGAACUGGGCUACAUGA
Falco peregrinus (peregrine falcon) is the source of this 717-nucleotide messenger RNA. It is a transcript of the gene ALX3, whose product is annotated as ALX homeobox 3. The transcript is spliced from 3 exons. The record is from RefSeq and is a predicted model, not a curated record. Gene Ontology annotation, molecular function: RNA polymerase II transcription regulatory region sequence-specific DNA binding; DNA-binding transcription factor activity, RNA polymerase II-specific. Lineage: Eukaryota; Metazoa; Chordata; Aves; Falconiformes; Falconidae. Gene Ontology annotation, biological process: regulation of transcription by RNA polymerase II.